AUGACGACGAGCUUCUCAAGGCAGUGCAAGCCUCUUAAUGUCACAUGGACUCCUGAAAGCGAUGGAUAUCCCUACACGGUCAGCAUCGUGGCCACAGGAUUUGGAGGUGAGUCCUUUCGAUCCAGACCCCGCUUCUGCACGAUGGAGUGAAAUUUUCUGUAGGGCACAGGGCCAAGCAUGCGAUCCCACCUGCUCUCGUCUCUGGCCUUUGCCAUCCUCUUGUGACUUCCCGCUAGGCGCAUUGAGGCUGACGGCGGCUAAUAUGCUUCUCGUCAGCUCGAUGGCGGUCUGGCAUCUGGGCUCAGGCCGUUGUUCACGACCGAGCCUGUGAGACUCGAAUGGAACAUUAUAGCCACGAAAUUGUGCUCCGUCGUCCUACGUCAUGAUGCGUUGACUGGCUCUGAUCGAUGCUCCUCCCUCUCGUAGCUCAAACAUUCAGUGUCGACUCAGAUUACCAGCCUGGUGCAUCACAAUUGACGUUUCAGUACGUUGUGCCUGUGAGUCAGCCAAUGGAAUGGUGGGCAAGCUUGUGCAAAGGCGAUUGCUGACGCGCGGACUGAUACACCCCUGUUCAGCCCCCCACUGGACUGUUCAAUUCGUAUAUCGUAGCGUUGACCGACAGCAAGGGGCAAGGAACGACGUGUACGUAUGACCCACAGAUUGUGCAGCUCACAAGUCGGUUGUUGACUCGAUCUCUUGUCUUUCUUCAUCAGCACAAGUCAUGUCUAUCGACACGCGCAACACCACUUCAGAUUGCCCAGCCUACACCUCCUCAAAUUCUUUCACUUGGGCUGGUGACAACACCAGCGGAGGCUCUCCAGCAUUGAGGUACCAGUGCGGCAAUGUCAGGGUGCGUCUCCAAAUGUCACCGUGUGACUUGAACAAUGCGCUUACUCUUCUUGUGGUCGUAGUUCUAUCCUGUCGAUCAGCGAGGCACGAGUCCUUUCUCCAUCACCAUGUUUCCCUUGGGCGGGCUGCCGGUCACAAUUAACGUCCCAGCUUCUCAGACCAUGAACACAUCAUUCUUCAUCGCGCCGAACGUCACCGUGCCCUUUGAAUCUGGCACGCGAUUUGUAACGAUGCUCAGUGAUGCGCAGGGAGCUGGAAGUGGUGGGGGCUCGCCCGUAUACAACGUGCUCCCUUCAUCCGACACGAGUUGUCUGCAACGACGCCAGCCAAACCAACUUUCUGGGCGCGCAGUUCCAAAUGGCGCCAUUCCUGCUUCGUUCCAAAAUCUUGCCGGCGCCCUGACCGCAGAUGAGGCAAAUGCAGGGUCGGGGAAUGACGGAAAUGGAGGUGGUGGGGGUGGCGGCACAAACGGUGAGUGCUCUCCCGUACAGCGCAAGAUGCGUUUGCUAAAUCAGGAAUGUGAUUCUCCCAGUGGGCGGCCUUGUUGGAGGUGUGAUCGGCGCUGUCAUUGCGGUUGCCAUCGUCGUAGCUGCGCUUGUCGCCUUUUUCCUGUACAGACGACGCCAGAAGGCAAAGAGGGAGGAAGCGCGCAAGGAGCAACCCCAAUUCGUGGACCUGGACGGAGACGAGGAUGGACAGCUCUCGCCAGCUGCUCUGGCUGCGAGACGUGGCAGGCACGAUGCUGGAGUCAGCCAAAGCUAGUGAGUGGCACAUCUCCAUUCUUCUGAUCGCACCUCGCCUGACACAUCCAGUACUCUUUUCAAACAGCGCCGUCUCGCCCUUCACAUACCAAUCGACGGCCCAGCAUUCUCCUGGUCUAGGCGGAGAACAUGACUUGUACCGCGAUGAGCCACUCUCUGCUCCGGGCAGGCCACAGAGCGUCGCCUCGAACGCCCUGCGGGGACAUUCCGGUGCCGGGCUGAGAUACCCUCCCAGCAGUCCUGGUCCACUCUCUUCAAGUGGAUACACCGAUGCAGGCAGGACAGGUGGCAUCAGCAGUACCGUGGGCGGAUCCGAGUACGGUGGAGACUUUGCAAGCGCAACCAGCCAUGGACCAGGCAGCGUCGCCGCUGGCGAUUCUUACAGAUUGUCCGCAAGAAAUCUUGCCGAGCCAGGCACGGGCGACGUUCCCCCCUUGCCUCGUAAAGGAGCGUUACCCGAAGACACCAACGCGCCUAGCUCUUCUAGAUUCGUGCAACACCAGGAUGCUGGUCCUGCACCUGUGCCAGACUCUGACGAAGAGGACGCGAUGGAGGAAUUGCCGCCUUCAUACGGAGGUUGGGCCAAUCGACCAGCUCCAGCCAACCAAGCACCACCAAGCUAG
Ceraceosorus bombacis is the source of this 2233-nucleotide messenger RNA. The record is from the annotation of a GenBank genome assembly. Lineage: Eukaryota; Fungi; Basidiomycota; Exobasidiomycetes; Ceraceosorales; Ceraceosoraceae.